AUGCGCUCAAUCCAACUUCUGAUCAUCGCGCUGGUUGCGUUCCUCGCCUGUUGUAGUGCAACACCAGCACCGCCACAAGUAUCCCUCUCGUUCCUUCCAGUCCAGAGACGGUCACUGCGCACUGACACAACUCUUGACAGUGAAGACAACAACGAAGACUCGGGGGAGAGAAGCGUCUGGAAACAUGUCAAAGUGAGGUGGUGGUUAGAGACCGAAAAGUCUGACGACUUUGUCCGGAAGGCGCUCAAACUAAACGGACUUGACGAUACAGCUAUGAAGGCCCACAAGAACUACAAAUAUUAUGCCUAUUUUGCCAAAAAGGCUGAAGACUAUCUUUUCAACAAGUGGCUACGGAAUCAUGUACCCACAUUUGAAGCCUGGAAGAGUCUCAACCUGGGCAAAAUCACCAAGGCUGACCAGCUGAAGGAGAUAGCAAACACUAAGAACUUCAUUAGCUACAGUCGCUUCGUGAAGCAGUAUGACGACAACGUAGUUUCGACGCUGAACGCCGGGUAUAACCCCCCUGUUGUGGCGGUUGCUAGGGGUGCCUCAGAAGCUGAGAUAACAGCGCGAACGAUGAUCAUGGCUAGUGCACGUAGGGACGACGAUGUCGCCAAAGUGUUGUUGGGCUUGACUAAACCGGGCUAUCCGCGGCGAGUGCUAGACGGCAAUGCGCUCACGCAGCAUGAUGAGUACAAGUACUAUCAGCUUUUUAAAGAAGCGAAAACAUCGUAA
Phytophthora infestans T30-4 is the source of this 735-nucleotide messenger RNA. RefSeq names its product secreted RxLR effector peptide protein, putative. The transcript has a single exon. Bases 1 to 735 code for a protein of 244 amino acids. The record is from RefSeq and is a predicted model, not a curated record. NCBI's taxonomy places the organism in Eukaryota, Oomycota, Peronosporomycetes, Peronosporales, Peronosporaceae.